AAAACAUUGUCGGUUCGUCUGGCCCCAAGGUGAUGACUUUGAGGACGCUGCAGGGCCGUCUCGUCAGAGAAAAGCCGCAGUUUUUCUUUUGACACAAUCAUUCGCCAUAGUCGCCCAAUCAACUUGCUAGCAAAGAUCGAGAAUGCCGCCGUCAUUCCACAUCUAACUAUCCAUAGCCAUCUGCACUCAUACGUCGCGACCCCACGCAUUCUUCUCUGUAGCCGACUUCCACUUGUUGAUCUGCUUCUACCUUUCGUCUUCUCUUCCACAGCGCCCGUGGAGAGAGUUACACUACUCUCCAAUGCGCCGGACCAGAUUAUAGACCUCCAAUUGAUUCACAGCGACAUCCAUUCGACAUGGCCGCAACUGGGUCCAUGCACGAAACAGUUCGAGCGCUCAACACCGCCUUCGCCGCGCCCACAGUACCCUGCCCUCUUCCCGAUGAGCUGCUCCAAACCAUCGAUGCCUUUCUCGAGCGCUACCGCAACAUAGAGGAGCAUGACUCCCAGCGCUUCCACAAAGACUUCGUCUCCAUCUAUAAGCGCCAUGUUGCGACCAGCCCCGACAAGCAUUGCGCCUUUCUCACAGCUUUGCGCCGCGUCUGGCCAGCACUCGCCGGCGACUCGCGCUUCUUGGACUGGUAUGACAUGAUGAUACGGCCCGUCAUCUGUGAGCUUGGCCACAAGCGAAGCGAUAUCGAGGAGGCUCGGGGUUUCCUGCUCGAUAUACUGGUGUUUGAUGCAGAUGAAGACAAGAGUGGGGAGAGGGCGAAGCUGUCGAGGAAGUGCUCCGACAAGCUGCUGUCCGAGUGGCUUGCCAGGACGAGGAUUCCGAAUGUGCAGGCGAACACGGCGGAUAAUGAGUUCGCGACGCACGAGGUGGAGAAUGUGUUGGUAGCUUUUGGGCGUCGAAAACCAAAGGAAUAUAUCCUCGCUCUCGAUAGCCUCUUGGUAAGGAAGGAGACCAGGAUACAGGCCCUGAAUCUUCUAAGUGGCUUCGUCCGCCUGCAGCCACCGCACCUAUAUCUCGUCCUGGAGACCCCGCUGAUCGAGCAUCUGGAGAAGUGCUUGCUAUUCGACACAUCUUCCACGGCUAUUGACCUUGCCUUGCUCAACCUGAUCAUGCUUCUGCCGCACAUCGCUCCCUCCCUGACUUCGGACUUCCAUCUCGCCAAACUUUUCCUUAUUUACAGUAGGGUCCUGUGCUGGGAUAAAAUCACUGCUACCUCGAACCCUCGCAGCCUCGAUCAACAAUCCGAGGGACUCCAGGACCAAGGCUCUCAGGAAGAAAUGAAUGCCGACCAGGAUUGGGAACAGCUUCCCCAGUCGACAGCCUAUCCGGAUGGCGCUCCUCCGACAAUCCUCCACUAUUUCACUUUUCUCUAUGGUCUAUUCCCUCUCAACUUUAUGAGCUUCCUAAGGAAAUCACGAAAGUACCUCAAGUCCCAGAAUUUCCCCGGCGCCCAGGAUCUCGACCUGGACCAGGAUUUGAUUCAGAGCAGAAGUGAGCCCUAUCGGAGAGUACAUGUCUUGCAUCCCAACCUGUUCACGACCACCAUCGAGGAUGAAUUGGCCGAGAACAGAUGGGCCAAGGCCGACCCUGCGGAUAUUGUCACGGAGUGCAUGGAUCUCUGCAUGGCUGUCUCGACGUCCUUGUGCGAUCCAGGUCCGCCGCCUACCUCCCAACUCCCGCCUCUGCCCGUCCCUCCUGUGCCAGAAACAGAGAAUCCCACCACACCGAAAGAAGAUACGGGAGACGAUAACAAUGACGGCGCCGUCAGUUGGCGGAAUACGCAGUCAACCAUGUUCUCUCCUUCGGCCACCGGGGCCCCAGGUGAUGGUCCACCUCCGCCCACAUCGCCAAAGUCCCCCGGCUCUGCAUCUGAAUUGGUCAAACCUCUUGAUGUCAUGGACUCGCCGAUCUUGCCUCCUGCCAAAGUGGAGAACAAGCCAGGCCUGUUCGGCGACUCGUUGAUGAACAACCCUUUGCAACUCAAUGCGCCGGCACAUCGGAUUGGAGACUUUGCGCAAACCGUUUCAACUGCAACGGCUGAUCAAAUGGAAUCUUACUUCAGGGAACAGAGUAUGGCCGCAUUGCAAAGGGAGGUCAUGUUGCUCCGCAACGACUUGAACUUUGAACGGUAUCUGAAGCAACAGCACCUGGCACAUAUCGGGCAGCUGCAGAGGAAACACAUCAAAGAGGCGACGGAUGCUGCAGAGACGCAAAACCUGAUCAAUGCAAACCGUACGCUGAAGGCCAGGCUCGCCAAGGCCAAUGAGCUUUACGCACAAUUGAAGAAAGAGACUCUUACCAGCCGCAGCCAAUCCAAGAAGUGGGAGGUCGAGCUGAGCUCCAAGGUCAAGGCUCUCAGAGAGGACCAGAAGGUGUGGCAAAGCAGCGAAGAUGAGCUGCGUUACGAAUUGAAGAAGACCCAACAGGAUUGCGAACACCUCAAGCGAAUGGUCGAGAAGGCGGAGGCCGAGCAGCUCAGAGCUGAGCAGCGGAGCCGUGCUCUGGAAUUCGAGCUUCAAGAUUACGGCAACCUUCGACGCGAGCUGGAGGCCAUGCAGGAGAGGACCAUAUCAUUCCAGGAUCAGGGCCAGGAAAUGGAUGAACUGAUUCACGAACGAGAUCAACUUCGGCUGGAUCUCGAAGCGGCGAACAUGAGGCUGAAUAGCAGGGACCGGGAGCGUGAACGAGCCAUUCGGACCUAUGGAAACCGCAUCGCGGAACUAGAAAAGCAGUUGGCCAAUGCGAGGAAGGAGCCAGUGCAAUCGGGACAGCUUCCUUCUUCCGUACAGCAGAUGAUUGACUCUGCGUUGGCAGCAAGUAACGCCAAACUGCAGUCGCUGAAGAAGAUCCAUCGUAAGCUGCAGGACGAUUUCAUAGAACUCCAGAUGAAACACCAAGAACUGGAGGCCCAGCUCGAGGCCGACCAGGGCCGGAAAUGGCCUCAGGAGGAAAGACAUAGCUACACUGUUGGCAGUCCUGAGACCGAGUCGUCGCUCAGCCGAGCCUUCAGUUUCCGCAAACGCAGCGAGUCUCGCAACUCAAGGCAACUCGCACCACUCAUUACGGAGGAGGAAUACCAGGACUACGAUUCCAACUAUAGCCAACUCAACUCGCCAGUCUCGGUACAAAGUCCCCCUCACAACGAAGAAUCAAGUAGAUCCUCGAACCAAACGCAAGCCCGACCCGUCCGCCUCGAAAAACUGCACUCCAAGCCCUCCAAACGCGUCGCCCCCGCCACCAUCGGCUUUGGCCAGGACUUCUCCGCUGCCUUUGGCGCCGCCCCAAGCACACAUUACCACGCAUCCACCCCUGGCGACGGCGUGGCUUCGAGCGGCAGGAGCUCCAAGAGCGUCGACACGAACAGCAGCAAGGGAGACCAAGGCAACAAUGGCAGCGGCAAGGCGCCGAAGUCCGAGAGCAGCAGGGUCUAUGGGCGCGGUGAGUUUGCAUCUUCCAAUAUGACGUCGCCGUUCCUGGUGUACCCGUUCAUGGACCCGGCCCUGACUCCUGGAGUAGGCGGGGCGCAGGCUGCGGCCAAGAAGAAGGAGAAGGAGGAGAGGGAGCAGAGGAAGAAGGAGGAGAAGGAGCAGAAGAAGGAUAAGGCGAAGAGUGGAGGGUUUCGGGGGGUGAGAGGUUUCAUGUAGGGUUGGUGAUGACGGACUCGGACUAGAUACCUUAGGUAGCAUGGACUUGUCUGUACCGAUUUGGAAGCUGGGACUACUCCCAGUCAUACAAGGAAAGAUAUUAUUGACCGCCCUCGAUCUUGGCCUGAAAUGCCGGCUGUCGAUUGAAAUAAGAU
This is a messenger RNA of Westerdykella ornata, 3811 nucleotides long. RefSeq lists its product as uncharacterized. Gene Ontology annotation, cellular component: TSC1-TSC2 complex. Lineage: Eukaryota; Fungi; Ascomycota; Dothideomycetes; Pleosporales; Sporormiaceae. Gene Ontology annotation, biological process: regulation of cell cycle; negative regulation of TOR signaling. The transcript has 3 exons. Bases 357 to 3656 code for a protein of 1099 amino acids. The record is from RefSeq and is a predicted model, not a curated record.